AUGGAAGGGCUGAUUGGGAUCCGUUUCGAUGGCUUCUGUCUGAUGGCUUCGGACCGAUUGAGCGCUCACUCGAUAAUAGUGGUGAAGAACGACGAGAAGAAGUUGUAUGAAUUGAGUGACCAUUUGCUGCUCGGAGUGAACGGCGAGAGCGGAGACACGAAUCAAUUCGCGGAGUUUAUUGAGAAGAAUAUUAAGUUGUAUUCAAUGAGGAAUGGCUUUGAAUUGUCGCCCAAAUCGGCCAAUACUUUCAUUCAACGCAAUUUAGCCGAUUAUCUUCGGUCGCGAACCCCAUAUAUGGUGAACCUAUUGCUGGCCGGAUAUGACACGAUCGCCGAUAAGCCGGAGCUCUAUUUCAUGGACUACUUGGCCACCAAUUGUACGGUUCCGUACGCUAUGCACGGCUACGGCUCGUUCUUCGGCACAUCAGUGCUCGACAGUGGUCCACGAGAUCCUACGGUUCCGUACGCUAUGCACGGCUACGGCUCGUUCUUCGGCACAUCAGUGCUCGACAGGUAUUAUAAGAGCGACUCAACACAAGAGGAAGCGAUCGAAUUGCUUAAGAAAGUGGUCCACGAGAUCCAGAAGCGAUUAGUGAUCAAUUUGCCCGCAUUUCAAGUCUGUAUUGUCGACAAACAGGGCGUCCGACAGUUGGACGACAUUGUCUUCGACCCGAUAGCCGUCGGACUCCACACUGUUAUCCCACAGACGGGCCAACACGUGGUCCCAAUGAGCCACUAA
Molecule: messenger RNA, 738 nt
Organism: Medioppia subpectinata
Lineage: Eukaryota; Metazoa; Arthropoda; Arachnida; Sarcoptiformes; Oppiidae
Source: the annotation of a GenBank genome assembly